Manduca sexta (tobacco hornworm) is the source of this 977-nucleotide messenger RNA. RefSeq names its product UPF0598 protein CG30010. The record is from RefSeq and is a predicted model, not a curated record. Lineage: Eukaryota; Metazoa; Arthropoda; Insecta; Lepidoptera; Sphingidae. The transcript has 2 exons. Bases 206 to 883 code for a protein of 225 amino acids.
UUUAGUGAAUUACGAGAUCAUUCAAAUUCUAUUUGUCUCUGAUUUAAAUUUCGAAGUCCAUUUGAUGUGCAGAAAGUUCGAAUCGAAAUCUACGUUUGUGAUAUUUAUUAGUUUUUAGAUAAGGUGUUUGAACGGGUUUAUCAACUUUGAAUCUUGAUACUAUAUUUUCUCCAAUCACAGUACAAGGAGAAAAAUAUAAGCUAAAAUGAAAUUCAGUAAUACUAAAUUUUAUUACGUUUUAAACCAGAACAUCAAAUAUUUAUUGCGCUUAAGUCGUGGCCAAGAAAGAUCACUCAGCUAUGUGCAAGGACAAGAGCCAGAACCAAAAGUUAGAGAAUAUUUUUAUUAUAUAGACCAUCAAGGUAUGUUAUUUUUAGAUGAUUCCAAGAUGAAAAAUUUUACAUCAUGCUUUAAAGAGAAGAAGUUUCUAGAAUUUUUCUUCAAAAGAAUCCGGAUGAAUACUACUGGAAGAUAUGCUGACGAAUUUCCGUUUGUUUCCUUAUGUGGUAGAGAAAGGAAUUACAUUAGAUGUGAUGAUCUUCCCAUUGUUUAUACACAUAUCAUUAAUAAAUGUAAUACAGAUUUUCUGACUUACGGAUAUGCUGGUGAUUUGUUGAGUACAGAAUUUAUUCCUCAACAAAUUUAUAUGUUGCCUCUGACUGGAAGGGUGUACCAUCCUGCUGAAGAUAGAUAUGGGGGGAUUGGGCUUAUUAAAUCUAAACUUGCUAUAGAAUUAAGUAAAAACUUUGAAUUCCAAAAUGGGGAGGCGCAACCACCAACACACUUUGUGUGGAAGAAUAAUAAAUAUGAGCUAGAUCAAGAUUGGUUUCAGGAAAAAAUAAAGCAAUACAAUUUAAAAAUAAACACCACUAUUUCUGAUUAACAUUUUAUUACUUUAUAUUAAGAUAAUUUGUAGAUAAUAAUAAUAAGAUACAUCAGGUAUGUACUGUGAUUACAUAACAUUAAUUAAAUGAAGA